GGCGAGUGUUGUGUGUCGACGCGGACCGAGUGCCCCAGUGACCCAAUUUUCGCUCUCUAUUGGGGAUAACGAAACGAAAACCGCCGCCGCUGAUGAGUACACUCGACCUCGGCAUGGAGACGGUGGUGGUGGCGUCGGGCACGCCGGAACCGCCGGAGCCGCCCGAGCCCGCUGAGAACGGCCUGCUGCUGCCACCGCCGCCACCACCGCCGCCCGAGGGCACCGUGUACAUCAUCAGUGCGCGACCGCCGGCGCCGGCACCGGCGCCGUCCGCCGCCACCGUGCACGCCCCGCCCGAACCCUUCCUCGACAAGGACGACCCACAGGAGGACUCGACAGCCUCUCAGUCUGACGCCGGCGGUAAGUGGCCCACGCGCUUGUGCCGCCUCCUCGCUUGGUACCAGAGCCAUGCCGGGGGCCUGUGGUAG
Messenger RNA from Pollicipes pollicipes, 428 nucleotides. RefSeq names its product leucine-rich repeat extensin-like protein 3. Bases 93 to 428 code for a protein of 111 amino acids. NCBI's taxonomy places the organism in Eukaryota, Metazoa, Arthropoda, Thecostraca, Pollicipedomorpha, Pollicipedidae. The record is from RefSeq and is a predicted model, not a curated record. The transcript has 4 exons.